AUGGCAACAACACCCGUUCUGCAAACCUUAUCGACAUCUUCAACGGUCUCAUCUCUAUUACCUUCGACUACGGCUUCUGACACGCCUCUCACCGUUCUUGUUCGUGGCAGUAUCGACGGAACCUCUGAUUUCUUCCCCUUUCUCGACAUCGCCGGUCUAGGCUCUGGUUCCGAUGAUGUUGAUUCAGGACUCUCCUUCAAAGAACUUUUCGCCACCAACCUUGAUGGAGGUCAAGAAAUUAUCUUAUUUAGCUCUGGAUGCCAUAUUGAUGGUGUAGCUGACUGCACCCGCGCCUGCAACAGCUCAGACCUAUUCUUCAGCUCACUGGAAACCUUUUACAACUGUGCUGCCUUGGCUGCGGCGGCGCAUUGGACACAAGAUGCGAACGCUUAUUAUGUCAGCGAGGAGACUGAACGAAACGCCAGUGCUGUGAUGGGUUCUGGUACUUUGGCUGAGUUUGAUGGUAGACCGGUGCUCAGGUCUCUCAUCACUUGUGCCCAGGAUGCCUGCGAGAAUGACGGUCUGAGCAAACCUUGCAACCGUUCAAUUGACCGCCUCAGAUAUGAAGAUUCAACCCCUGAGGAGAUAUUCGAGGCCCUGGACGAGUUCUGCCCCGACCUACCAGCAGAGGUCAACCCAGAUAUUUUUGGGCCAGGUGUUCUCAUCUCAUAUGUUAUGCAAGUAUCUUUUGCUGCGUCUCUGUAUCUUCUUCUCAAGGGUUUCACCCUUUGGGUCAACAUCACGCAAGGCACCGGCCGUCGCAAAUCUGAGCCCGAGCCUUAUCGUCUGAAGCGCAGUCUGACUCGAAUCGAGAGCAUGAUCUGGCGUGACUCUGGUGGCUUAUCCCGUACGAGUAUUGCCAUUGCAACCACAUUGGUUGAGUUUCAAGAAGCUCAGUGCUGGUUUGUCUUUGCCGUACAAAUUGCAUCCAUUCUUGCCAUUGUUGUCAACUCUCAAGAGGGCACCUUCUGGGGCGAGAUCGUUGUUAAUGGCGCUAUUGCUUUUCAUGUCUCCCAGAACGGUAUUCUUCCCAUGUUCCUCAUUCAGAUUUGUCUUCAUCAUGAAGGCAUCCGUAACUGGCAUACGUUUCUGGGUUUCUUCAUGGAGUAUCUUCUCGCCAUUAUAGCAACAUCGCAGAAGAUAUACUUCAAGGACGCUUUCGCUUUGUUUAAAGGUCAGAACGAAAUCGAAGGAUGCGGCUUCAAUCCAAGUCCUCGAACAUAUUGCGCUGCAACUCAAGGAAUCGAUGGACAAGGAUUCAGUUUCUUCCCUCAUCCUCUGCUAUACAAGAUGACGUUUCUCAUCCUUGACACUAUUGCCAUCAUCGCCUUGGUAGCUGAUCAAUUGGCUUGGACGCUUCGAAAGCAUCAUCUCACCAAACACGUCCAGUUUGGGUCGUAUCGCCUUGGUCGAUGGCCACGUUGGGGCAAACAACGACGAGGGCUUUUCAUCAAGAAAUGGUUCUGGCGAAUUCUUGAAGUCGCAUAUCUGGUGAUCAAUAUCUUGUACAUGAUCUCUCUUACCAAGGUUAUCAAUGCAGAGAGCUUUGCAGCCAAUCGCUGGAGCUACGGACAAAUCAUCGCGGUAACGGUCUGGGGACCCGUCAUCGUCAAAUUGUUUGACCUCUUGCUGUCUGGACCUCCCAAGAACGGCAUGAGGCUGAACUCGGGUCCACCGAGGUUACGUAUCGACAACGUUAUAAACGGUCGAGUGGGGACAUCUGCAGAUGAAUGCGUUAUCAAUGAUGAUAAUGAGACUGACAAGUGCGAUGGCCCAUUGCCAAGGCCUGGACCAGAAGAAUUCAUGAUCCGCGGAUCUGAUACCCUGCAGCUGGGGAGUCCCAAUCGUGAGCGUCGAACGGAUGUGAUAGAAGCCAAAAGAAGGGCCGCAACGCCCGAUGAGAUAUGCUCCGAGAGUAGCGUGAAGAAGGAAGCAUGA
Fusarium coffeatum is the source of this 1938-nucleotide messenger RNA. RefSeq lists its product as uncharacterized. Lineage: Eukaryota; Fungi; Ascomycota; Sordariomycetes; Hypocreales; Nectriaceae. Bases 1 to 1938 code for a protein of 645 amino acids. The transcript is spliced from 3 exons. The record is from RefSeq and is a predicted model, not a curated record.